Messenger RNA from Hippopotamus amphibius kiboko, 1804 nucleotides. It is a transcript of the gene BEND5, whose product is annotated as BEN domain containing 5. Gene Ontology annotation, molecular function: DNA binding. Bases 158 to 1423 code for a protein of 421 amino acids. The record is from RefSeq and is a predicted model, not a curated record. Gene Ontology annotation, biological process: negative regulation of DNA-templated transcription. The transcript has 6 exons. NCBI's taxonomy places the organism in Eukaryota, Metazoa, Chordata, Mammalia, Artiodactyla, Hippopotamidae.
GUGCUUUCAGGAACAAUAACAGCGGGGGGAGCCGGGUCCCGGGAGCCGCCCCCGCCCCCCGGCCCGGCCGCGCGGCUCGCGCCCCGCGCCGGGUCCCCACCUCCGCGCCCGCCCCGCGGGCUGACCGGCCGACCGGGGCCCGCCCCCGGCGCCCACCAUGUACGCCUUUGUGCGGUUCCUGGAGGACAACGUCUGCUACGCGCUGCCCGUGUCGUGCGUGCGCGACUUCAGCCCCCGCUCGCGGCUGGAUUUUGACAACCAGAAGGUGUACGCCGUGUACCGGGGCCCGGAGGAGCUGGGCGCCGGGCCCGAGAGCCCCCCGCGCGCCCCCCGCGACUGGGGCGCGCUGCUGCUCCACAAGGCCCAGAUCCUGGCGCUGGCAGAAGACAAAUCUGACCUUGAAAACAGUGUGAUGCAGAAGAAAAUAAAAAUCCCCAAACUUUCUCUCAAUCACGUAGAAGAUGAUGGGGAGCUUAAAGAUUAUGGGGAAGAAGAUUUACAGCUUAGACACAUCAAGAGACCCGAGGGGCGGAAGCCGAGUGAAGUGGCGCACAAGAGCAUCGAGGCCGUGGUGGCCCGGCUGGAGAAGCAGAACGGGCUGAGCCUGGGCCACGGCACGUGUCCGGAAGAGGUCUUCGUGGAGGCCUCGCCGGGCACGGAGGACAUGGACAGUCUGGAGGACGCGGGCGUGCCCCGGGCUCUGUAUGAGGAGCUGCUGCGCAACUACCAGCAGCAGCAGGAGGAGAUGCGCCACCUCCAGCAGGAGCUGGAGCGGACUCGGAGGCAGCUGGUCCAGCAGGCCAAGAAGCUCAAGGAGUACGGGGCGCUGGUGUCCGAGAUGAAGGAGCUCCGCGACCUCAACCGGAGGCUGCAGGACGUGCUGCUCCUGAGGCUUGGCAGUGGUCCCGCCAUUGACUUGGAAAAAGUAAAGUCAGAAUGUCUCGAGCCCGAGCCGGAAUUACGGAGCACUUUCAGUGAGGAAGCAAAUACGUCGUCCUAUUACCCUGCUCCUGCACCUGUCAUGGACAAGUAUAUCCUAGACAAUGGCAAGGUCCAUCUGGGAAGCGGGAUUUGGGUUGAUGAGGAGAAAUGGCACCAGCUACAAGUAACCCAAGGAGAUUCCAAGUACACAAAGAACUUGGCAGUCAUGAUUUGGGGAACAGAUGUUCUGAAGAACAGAAGUGUCACAGGAGUUGCCACAAAAAAAAAGAAAGAUGCAGUCCCUAAGCCACCCCUCUCGCCUCACAAACUGAGCAUCGUCAGAGAGUGUUUGUACGACAGAAUAGCACAAGAAACUGUGGAUGAAACUGAAAUUGCACAGAGACUCUCCAAAGUCAACAAGUACAUCUGUGAAAAAAUCAUGGAUAUCAAUAAAUCCUGUAAAAAUGAAGAACGAAGGGAAGCAAAAUACAAUUUGCAAUAAACUUUGAAUUUUUCAUAAAGGCUUCUCGUUUUCCUUGCGUGGCGUGUGAUUUGCGGGCAAUGGUGUUGUCCAGAUCAGACCCCACCACGCAUGGUGGUGUGUGGGCCGGGAGCCAGUAGGGUUCUGGGGUCAACGGCUUGUUCUGAACUUGGACUUCCCACUCCAAAGAAGGCAGAUGGAUUUGCUGAGACUCAGGCAGCAACCUGGCACGAGUGUGUUCUGGGGAUGGUAAAAGUGCUAUCUUUUUGGCAGAGGAUAAAGUGUCUCUGAGUUACCUAUCACUAGGCCAAGAAUUUGAGCUGAUAUUUUUACCAUUCAAGGACUUCUAUCUUUGUUCCUCUAUUUUGUUCUAUAAUAAAGCUUCAUUAAUUCUUUGGUGUA